Molecule: messenger RNA, 2334 nt
Organism: Pimephales promelas (fathead minnow)
Lineage: Eukaryota; Metazoa; Chordata; Actinopteri; Cypriniformes; Leuciscidae
Source: RefSeq, a predicted model, not a curated record
CUCCAGGAGGAGGUAGUGACGUGUUCCCAGGCCACAGAAUCUCCGCACCUCUCAGCAGCAAAUAAUGAGCUUAACCACACGACCUCAGUGCAAAGGGGUCAGUCAUUCGGAUUAUCACACUCCACUUUGACAUCACAAUCCUCCAUGCCUCUCGGUUUUUUUCUUCUUUUUUGGAAACCUGAAAUUUUUAUUUUACUUUCUUAGAUUUUUAUCCUUGUUGGAUGACAACUGAUAUUUUUAGUUUUGGUCACCGGGUCAGACAGGACAGUCAGCUCAAAUAUGGACUGUAGUUUGCUCCAGCUAAGACGAAGGGUGUAUACGCAUUGUUCAGUUUGAAGGCAGGCGCUAACUUUUAGAACAGGGAUUCACCCUUGUUUCCUUAGAAAACAUAACCCAAUGCCACUGUCCAACAACAAGGUCGCUGAUGAUGGAACUUCAGCGCAGCCACUGCAAGAAGGAAAAGCAAUGGUGGACUCCCUCAUCAAGGUGGUGGCAUGUUAUCGACACUUAGCCUCCUGUGUCGGUGGAUGCAUGGACAACUCCAGCCUGCGGCGGGAUCUUCGGCAAACACGAGAGCGAGCCCAGACACUUGCGGUGUCCUGCCGAAACCACCUGACAGCUCGACUGAGGGAUAAAACAUUACCAGAGACUGAAAGGAAGGAAACAGAGCUGUUGUGGGUAGCGUUCUCCUCGUGUCUGGAGCUCCUACAUGCAGACAUGUGCAAGGUUUUCACCAUGGCCAAGCACUUUUCCCUGGCCAAUAACAGUAACAUGGUGCAAACAGGCAUACAGGGUGGGACAACAGAGGUGGCGGCACGGGCCUUGAGUCUGCCGGACCUGCAGGAGGCAGGUGACGGGACCCAGACGUCCAGCGUGGAGGGUCAGGAGCAGAGUCAGCUGGAGCAGGAGAUCGCACAGGUGGACCGCACACUGGAUGACAUGGAGCUGAAAGUCAACGUUCUGCGCUGGACUGUGGAGGCACUGAGUCCUCAGUACGCUGACCCUGUUAGCACUGACAGCGCCUCACUAGCACUGCUGUCCAUCGACGAGGAGGCAGCUCAAAGCUUCUGCAGUCGUAGCCAGGUGUUCGCCGCAAUGAUGCUGAGCGGUGUGGCGAUCUUUGCAUUGGUGCUAUCAGUGUGUGUGGUGUUCCUGGUCUGAAGUCUUAUCUCUUUUUCUUUUUCUGAGGUCUCUUCAGUUGUGAUCGGCCAAACAUCAACAGUCUGAACAGCACAAUGUUAAAAAUGAAACUGUCUGCGUAUACUUACUGUCAACAAUUUAACAGUUUCUUACUGUUGAUCUCAACAGAGCCUGUGAGUUCUGUUUUACAAAUCAGAAAACUUUGCCAUUAUAAUAGUUUUGGGUGUAUAAUCAUUUAUAGCAAAUGAAAGCAUGAAUUCAUUUGGGUUUCAAUGCAGAAUAUUUUGGAAUUUGGGAAAGCAGUAAAAUAGUAAAGUCAGAUGUCAUAUGUACUUUCAGGACUUCUGUUUUGAGGUUUUGGUGUGUGUAAACACAAGUCCUGUUUACUGUAGCUCAAGUCCUGGGCGGUUCAUUGGCUGGUUCUUCAUGCCAUACCUUCAGAACCUUAUUCUGUUUUCGUUUUUGACUAUAAUACAGUAUCAACACUGACACAACAUCUAAUCCGGUAACGAUUACUUGGCAAGUUUGUACUGUAGCCUACUCUUGAAACGUUCUGGCAUUAUACAUUGGCAUUAUACGUUAUGCACAUCUUUGUGUGCAAUUUAAUUAUUGAUUUAGUUUAGAAUCAAAUGUUUAGAAACCUGUUACACUAGCCAGAAACAAUAGAAUGUUUGUUUUAAAAUGUUAGUCAGCAUAGUCAGCAUAUUGUAACUAUAUGGGGUUUGUAACUUAAAGGAAAUGUAACUUAGAAGUUUACAGAAAAGGACUGAAAUAUUUACCUCAAACUGAAAGUCACUUUUUCAAAGACAUUUGACAUUUCAAGACACUAUUGAGAAUCCAUCUGUUUUCCUUCUGGCAUUGUAAUGUCCCCAUUUCCAAGUAGCCUAUCUCAAGAAUAUUAAUUUUGUAAAAAAAAUAAAAAAAUAAAUAAAUAUAUGAAUAAAUUAGAUUUUUGAAUGUUAGUUUCAGUAUAUGUGUUGGUAGAUCUGUCAGACAAUAUCAGACUCAGUCUGAUUGAUAUUCAGAGUCAGUCUCAACAGUUUCUUUCUCGCAUUUUCCAUAUUGCUUGUAAAAUCACAAUAAAUCAGGGAGUUAAACUGUAGAGGUGUCCCAUUUUGGUAAAUGUGCAGCAACAAUUGCAAAUGGAGCCCUAAAAAUGGAGCCCUUAUAUUUACACCCUUAGUAAACAUUUUC